Messenger RNA from Chondrus crispus (carragheen), 1926 nucleotides. Its product is annotated as arginine/serine-rich splicing factor, putative. The record is from RefSeq and is a predicted model, not a curated record. Gene Ontology annotation, cellular component: cytosol. Gene Ontology annotation, molecular function: mRNA binding. The transcript has a single exon. Lineage: Eukaryota; Rhodophyta; Florideophyceae; Gigartinales; Gigartinaceae. Bases 1 to 1926 code for a protein of 641 amino acids.
AUGGACUCCGCCGCGCCCGCCGCGCCGGGCGCCGCGGCUCCCCCCGCGCCCGAGUCGCGCGCCAUCUUCGUCGGCAACUUCGAGUACGACUGCAAGACCUCCGACCUGGAGCACAUCUUCUCGCCGUACGGCCCCGUGGCCCGCGUGGACCUCAAGCGGGGCUUCGCCUUCGUCUUCAUGCAAGACGAAUCGCACGGCGCGCAAGCCAUUCGCGCCUUGGACGGGUCCGCGCUGGACAGCACUCGCCGCCGCCCGCUCAAAGUCGAGUGGGCCCGCGGCGACGGCGCCAUCAAGCGCCGCGAGGACGAGCGCCGCCGCCGCUCCUCGGAGCCCAGCGAGACCCUCUUCGUCGUCAACUUUGACCCCGAGAGAACCACGCGCCAGGCGCUUGAGGACAAGUUCGCCCCCUUCGGACCCAUCGUCCGCCUCGACCUGCAGCAGCGCUUCGCCUUCGUCCAAUUCGAAACCAUCGACCACGCCACCGCCGCUCUGCGUGCGUUGAACGGCGCCCCGCUCGAGAACCGCUCCCUCAUCGUUGAGUACACCAUCCGCGCCCCGUCGUCUGCACCGCGGUCGCGCCGCUGGGAACGCAACCCGUACCCCCAUGACCCGUAUCCACGUUCAUCGUAUCCCUACUCGUCUUACCCGCGCCAUCCCUCGCCCCGUGGCGGGCCGUACCAUCGCUCGUAUCGCACGGAGCGCCCCUGGCCCCCACCAUACGCUCGCGACCGCUCGCACAGCCCGCGGCGGAGAGACAGCGAAGCCCGCUACCACCCCAGACACUCGGACCCCUGGGCCCGUGACGCCCGGAGGGAGCCAGAUCGUCGGAGGACCCGCAGCCGCAGUCGCGACCGGCCUCGACAUAGGAGUCGCAGCCCCGUGAGAAACCACAGUGAAAACGGCCUUCCCCCGCAAGACUCUGCGCGUCGUCCUACCUCCUCCAGUCCUUUGUCAAACCGCAAGAGGGACCGGAGCCGUAGUGGAACUCCUGCCGAACAGGAUGCUCGCGCUGACCGCAAUGAAGGCGAUACCAAGAUGCGCCAUCGUUCCAGAAGCCGCUCCCCGCCACGGCGUCGCCGUUACAGUAGGAGUCGCAGCAAAAGCCCUUCAUACAAGCGCACUCGUACUGGCAGCAGAAACAGGAGCACGAGUGCCUCACGGAAUAGACACCGCAGACCAAGUCACACCCCUUCGCCUCAAAUGAUUCCUAGACGGAGUCGCAGCCGGAGCCCUGCGACACGUCGCAGUCCCAUUCGUGGCCGAAGCCGUAGUCUAAGCCCGAUGCCUUCCCGCAGUCGCGGCCGUAACAGCAGCCUGCUCAGCUGUGGACCAGCAAAAGCUCGAGGCCGUAGUGUUACCCCGCCCCGUCGACACAGCCGAAGCAGAGACGCGAUCCGAGGCCGGAGUCGUAGUCGAAGCCGCAGUCGCAGUCGCAGUCGAAAGCGAAGCCCGAGCCCACGGAAAAGUCCCAGACAGAGCCCAAGACGAAACACGAGCCUGAAGCGGAGCCACCGUGACAGCCGUAGUCGCAGCAGAAGCGCAAGUCGGGGCAGAAGCCGGGACAGAAGUUUAGAAAAAAGCCGCGACUGGCGUCGAGACAGGAGCGGGAGCAGGGGCCGGAAUAGCAGCCGCGAUGGGAGUGCUGACCGAAGCCGCCGCAGGAGUCAAGAUCGAAGCCAGGAGAGACGUGGGAGCGAGACUUCCCCUCGCGAUGUCUCGCCCUCUGUUGGUGCAAAUAGGCAACAAAGCAGUUCUGGAAAUGAUGGCGAAGCUGGCAGCACCAACCGCCAAGACUCGGCGCGCCACGGCCAUGCAGUAACUCAUGGCGAUGGUAGCAAGGAUCGUACUGCGCUUGACCGGGAUAGGUCGACAUCUCCGAGGAAGCCGACGCCCCCAUACAAAUAUGAAAAGCCCAUCGACGUGUAA